UGACAGAAGCAGUUGACAUGGCUUCCUCACAGUCAUAUAAUCUGUACCUUGGUCUGGAGCUUUUUGUCAUUCUCUUUUCUCAAGUUUUUGCUCAUGUACCGCCUGAGGCUGAGGCUACUAUUCCAGGGAGAAAGAUGGUAUUGGACGGGCGUAUCAGUUUGGAAAAAUUCGUGAGAGCCGUACAUUUUCUAGAGAGUAGGAUGAAGGGUACCAUGAUGAUUCCCCCUCGUCUAUAUGCAGAAAUGCCAUCUGACAAACUGUUACUGAGUGGAUUGUUAUUUUUUGGUUUUCACGGAGCAUUGGUCGAAGAAAGGAAGCAGGGCCAGAAGUUUUUGGUAGAUAUAGAGGCUUGGACUGAUCUCAAGCCACCUGGCAAAUCUGACAAUUUGUCUGAUUCAGUUGAUUAUACAAAAAUAUAUGGGAUAGCCAAGGAAGUUCUUGAAGGGCCACCUUACUACCUUAUGGAGUCUGUAGCCCAAAAAAUUGCAAUCACUGUUCUUACAAAUUAUCCACAGAUAUCUGAUGUUCGUCUGAAGGUUGCAAAGCCUCAUGUUGCAGUUCAUGGUCAACUUGAUUACAUAGGCGUUGAGAUCAUUAGACACAGAAGUGAUUUGCCUGUGUAGAACUUCCAUAUUUUACUACUGCUGGCUGCUGCAGCUUUUCUAAAAAGGGAAGGAUGAAAUGAAUAGCAUAUUACCUAUUAAGUGGGUGAUUGGUUUCAUUGGUAAAAACUAAGUCCAGCUAGAAAAUGAUGUUAAAUCAUAAAAUACAAUGUGUAGUGUUUGGAAUAAAGUGUUUUGAAGUGUGUAUCAUUUGCACAUUCAAACACAUUGUUUUUCUGAGAACUCAAACUCACAUUGUUGUUACAAGAUGGUUGAGUUUGCUAUACUUGUAAUUUGCAAUAGUUCACCAUUUGAAAAAAAAGUCAUCAUUGGUUAUAAUAAAAAAUAUCAGAUGAAA
Lotus japonicus is the source of this 960-nucleotide messenger RNA. RefSeq names its product dihydroneopterin aldolase 2-like. Gene Ontology annotation, biological process: folic acid-containing compound metabolic process. Bases 18 to 623 code for a protein of 201 amino acids. Lineage: Eukaryota; Viridiplantae; Streptophyta; Magnoliopsida; Fabales; Fabaceae. Gene Ontology annotation, cellular component: cytoplasm. The transcript has 4 exons. Gene Ontology annotation, molecular function: dihydroneopterin aldolase activity. The record is from RefSeq and is a predicted model, not a curated record.